AUGUGCAGCAAGCUGGAGGAGAGAGACUUUCUGAGCAGGAAAGACAGGCAGCAGAAUCAUGAGACAGUGAAUUUUGGAACCAUGGAAAGAGGACGAGGAGAUGGCGAUAAAGGUAGAUUGUGCUGCUUUCCCAAGGAUCCGCUGGAGGAUGUUGAGACCUGGAGUGAGUCAGUGGACAAAGUCCUCAGUUGUAAAGCCGGACAGAUAGCUUUCCGGGAGUUCCUGAAGUCGCAGUACAGUGAGGAGAACAUACUGUUUUGGCUCGCCUGUGAGGAGUACAAGAAAAUCAAGACAGUCCCAGAGAUGAUCUCAUCUGCAAACAGGAUCUACUCAGAGUUUGUCCAAACAGAAGCUCCCCGACAGAUCAACAUAGAUUGCAGUACCAGAGAAAACAUAACGAAGAACAUCUCCAAGCCGACCCUGACUUCGUUCGACACGGCGCAGAAGCUCAUCUACAGCCUGAUGGCCAGGGAUUGCUACCCCCGGUUCCUAAAAUCUGAUAUUUAUCAAGGACUCCUGAGGAGAACUGAUUCAAGGUGA
Molecule: messenger RNA, 540 nt
Organism: Paralichthys olivaceus (Japanese flounder)
Lineage: Eukaryota; Metazoa; Chordata; Actinopteri; Pleuronectiformes; Paralichthyidae
Product: regulator of G-protein signaling 21-like
Source: RefSeq, a predicted model, not a curated record